GGAUACGAGGGUAAAAUGUCCGACUUGAAGAAGAGGCAGAAUAAAUGUGUUGGCCGACAACAGGAAGGGAAAUCAGGUCAGCAGCGCAUCGAGGUGAAAGCGACUUGGGCUGCGCCAGGCGCUCUGCGGUUGGCCGCCUACCUUUUAAAAAGAAAGAGCUCCAGCAUUUGGCGAUUUGGAAGCGAGCUAAGUGCGUCAGUCGUCUCCAAACUCGUCUGCCGGUCGCACACACGCCACUGGAUUUCGUUCGUCAAUUCAACUUUUUUUCAACAGCAAUCAGACAGCAAACCCGCAAUCAUGAGAGGUUUCGGACUGUUGGCUAUCAUCUCCUGCGUUUGGAUUCUCUUGGUCCUUCUCCUGUCAGUCGAGGCUGUACCGUUAGCUGGCAAAACAGGUGAAGAUUCCGGCAUGCCUACAGAGCCUGAGAAGAUGGUUAACAAAACUACUUCCGUCUACGAUUAUGUCACUCCCGAGGUUAUGUCGACUGUAGUCGGAGCUGCCUUGGGCGACCAAGACUGUCUCCGCUAUUCGGCCUGCAAAGCCGGAAACUACGUAGCCGAUGUUACCGGCAAGGAGAUUGUUUUGAUGGUUCUGGACCGUUGGGUUCCCAAUAGCUGGCAAGGUACUUUGCGCGCCUUUAAGGAGGCAGCCACCUACAAGGAUGACUGCAAGAAACAAUUCCCCUGUUCCAACCCCCAGCAGGAAUAGAGACACAGCGGGACGCGAGUCGUUUCCAGAAAUUACAAUUUUUUUUAACCCUAAUUUAAUGACCAUAAUUUUAUUAUUAACGGAUGCCUUGUUUUAUUUGUCGGAAGGUCGUUGAUCGACCAUUUCCAUCAACAGAAAAAUAAAAAGCUGUAUUUUGUUCCCUUA
Molecule: messenger RNA, 873 nt
Organism: Daphnia pulex (common water flea)
Lineage: Eukaryota; Metazoa; Arthropoda; Branchiopoda; Diplostraca; Daphniidae
Exons: 4
Coding region: 16-708 (230 amino acids)
Source: RefSeq, a predicted model, not a curated record